Messenger RNA from Staurois parvus, 1134 nucleotides. The record is from the annotation of a GenBank genome assembly. Lineage: Eukaryota; Metazoa; Chordata; Amphibia; Anura; Ranidae.
AUGUAUUGGGAGAAGAGAAGGAAAAACAACGAGGCUGCUAAAAGAUCACGAGAGAAACGCAGGCUGAAUGACAUGGUUUUAGAAAAUAAACUUCUUGCACUGGGAGAGGAGAAUGCUAACCUGAAAACUGAACUGCUGUCUUUAAAACUUAAGUUUGGUUUAAUAAGUUCUGCAUCAUAUGCUCAAGAGAUACAAAAGGUUACAAGUGGCACAGCUGUAUAUUUUCAGGAGUACGCAACUGCCAAAUCCAAUGUACGAUCUUUCUCAGGAGAUCAUGAACACGAACACCCUCUCAUGACCAGUAGCUGCAUUUCUGUAAUCAAGCACUCCCCUCAGAGUUCUCUGUCAGAUGCAUCUGAGACAUCCUGCAGAACGCCAGAAAUGAAGUUCCAAAGGAUAAAGCAGGAACCCUUAGAGAUAGAGACUUUUCCUCGGGAAUCUAGAGAGGAAAACCCUUCCUACACCCCAUCUAUUUAUCAGAACUUUAUUAGAAGCACAUUUCCUAGUUAUUCCCAUUCUCCUCCUCUACUGCAAAUCAACAGUUCCUCCAGUAACUCUCCAAGGACAUCAGAGACUGAUGAGGGUGUGGUGGGAAAAACUUCUGAUGGGGAGGAUGAGCAGCAGGUUCCUAAAGGUCCAAUUCAUUCCCCUGUUGAACUAAAAAAUGGUCAUACAACAGUUAUAAAAGUUCCUGAAGUGAAUUCCUCUGCACUGCCACACAAACUGCGAAUUAAGACUAAAGCUAUGCAGGUCAAAGCGGAAACACUGGAGAAUGAGCUUGCUGCCACACAAAAACUGCCCUUGCCAAUUGACAUGUCCUCAAAAAAGCACUUUCCACUCGAAAACCAUAAUGGUGAAAAUGUGGUACAUACAUCUUUGUCCCCUUUAUCAGUUCAAGUGACUAAUAUGCCAGACUGGCCUAUUAAAUCAGGACAGUGGCACCAUAAGGAACUUGAUAAAAUCCCAGAUAUUUGCAAAACUGCUGGAAUUGUCGGUAUGACAGACAAUGUUUACAAGGCUUCUGAGCCAGAAAGCUUGUAUUUAAAACGAGGUAUUGCAAAUUUAUCUGCUGAGGUUGCCACUCUGAAAAGACUUAUAGUUGCUCAAGAAAUCUGUACUUCAGAUUCCAGCUAA